Molecule: messenger RNA, 6831 nt
Organism: Pseudogymnoascus verrucosus
Lineage: Eukaryota; Fungi; Ascomycota; Leotiomycetes; Thelebolales; Thelebolaceae
Gene: FAS1
Product: beta subunit of fatty acid synthetase
Exons: 3
Coding region: 360-6683 (2107 amino acids)
Biological process (GO): long-chain fatty acid biosynthetic process
Cellular component (GO): fatty acid synthase complex
Molecular function (GO): fatty acid synthase activity; [acyl-carrier-protein] S-malonyltransferase activity; [acyl-carrier-protein] S-acetyltransferase activity
Source: RefSeq, a predicted model, not a curated record
UGUACCUCCUCACAUUUCUGCCGAUACCAGACAAGGGCCAAUUCUUAGGAAUCAAUUAUUCCCCCCCCCCAUCCAUUGUCUCUACUUCCUCACUUCUUCUACACACAACUCUACUAUCCCGCAUCUCAGAGCUCAUAUACCUUCUUCUACUCCGCGCAUUCUACGUCUUGCUGCUGUUUGAAGCCAGUUUACCAUUUACCCUAUUCUCUUUUAAUACAGAUUCCCGCAAUCCACCCUUAAUUAUCGACUCCGAGCUCAACCACAACUACUCUUCCGCGAUAAGAAGACAUUCCUGCUCUUAACUGAGUAUCUGGAAUCUCGAGAACCAGACUUCCUACCGCAACCUCCUCUAUACCAACAUGCUGGGAACGUCCACAGGACCCCAGACUGGCGUUUCGACGCCACGAUCGUCAUCCUCUCUCCGACCCCUCACCCUCACACAUGGAUCCCUCGAGCACUCCUUCCUAAUCCCUACAAACCUCCACUUCCACGCCUCCCAGAUCAAGGACCAGUUCCUUGCCUCUCUCCCGGAGCCAACAGACGAACUCGCACAGGAUGACGAGCCUUCCUCGGCAGCAGAGCUCGUGGCGCGAUACCUGAGCUUCAUCGCGGCAGAGGUCGAGUCCGGAGAGGACGAUGCGCAGGGAUCAUACGAAGAGGUCCUCAAGCUCGUUCUCAACGAGUUCGAGCGCGCCUUCCUGCGCGGCAACGAUGUCCACGCCUUGAGCGGCGGCAUUCCCGGCAUUGACCAGAAGAAGCUGGAGACCGUGCGGGGAUACUAUGCCGCGCGCGCCGCGAGCAACAGGCCCAUCAGAUCCCACCAGUCUGCGCUCCUGAGAGCCGCAGGCGAGGGCACUGCCAAGAUCUACUCUGUCUUCGGUGGACAGGGAAACAUUGAGGAGUACUUCGACGAGCUCAGGGAACUUUACAACACCUACCAGUCUUUCAUUGGCGAGCUCAUCACUUCGUCGGCUGAGCUGCUCCUGACUCUCUCGCGCGACCCCAAGGCUGAGAAGCUGUACAUCAAGGGACUGGAUAUCAUGACCUGGCUGCGCCACCCAGAGUCGACCCCAGAUGUCGACUACCUCGUUUCUGCGCCAGUCAGCUUCCCACUGAUUGGUCUCGUCCAGCUUGCACACUACAGUGUUGCUUGCAAGACCCUUGGUCUCACCCCAGGCGCAUUCCGCGAGAGGCUCAGCGGAACCACCGGACACUCUCAGGGUGUUGUCCUUGCUGCUGCUACUUCGGCAGCCGACAGCUGGGAGUCGUUUGAUAAGAUUGCCACCCAGUCUCUUACCAUCCUUUUCUGGAUCGGCUCUCGCAGCCAGCAGACCUACCCGACAACUUCCCUUGCACCUAAUGUGCUGCAAGAUUCCGAGGAGAAUGGCGAGGGCAUGCCCACACCCAUGUUGAGCAUCCGUGAUCUUUCAAGAGACCAGAUCCAGGAGCACAUCGAUGCUACCAACCAGUACCUUCCCGAGGACCGCCACAUCUCGAUCUCGCUGGUCAACAGCGCUCGCAACCUUGUCGUAACGGGACCUCCUCUCUCGCUCUACGGUCUUAAUCUUCAACUCCGUAAGGUCAAGGCACCAACUGGGUUAGAUCAGACCAGAAUCCCCUUCACUGAGCGCAAGGUCAGAUUCGUGAACCGCUUCUUGCCAAUUACCGCCCCAUUCCACAGCAAGUACCUCUCUAGCGCGACAAGCAACAUCGACGAGGACUUGAAGGACGUUGUCAUCUCCAGCAAGGAUCUUGGUAUCCCCGUUUUCGACACCAACACUGGUAAGGACCUGAGGGAGCAGGUCGAAGGCAACAUCGUGCCAACGCUUGUGCGCCUGAUUACCCAGGAGCCAGUCAACUGGGAGAAGGCUACUGUCUUCCCCCAAGCCACCCACGUCCUUGACUUUGGUCCAGGUGGUAUCUCCGGUCUUGGUGUCUUGACCAGCCGUAACAAGGAUGGAACUGGUGUCCGCGUCAUUCUCGCUGGCACUAUUGCCGGUACCGUGCCGGAAGUUGGUUACAAGCCAGAGCUCUUCGAUCGUGAUGAGGAGCACGCCGUGAAGUACGCCGUCGACUGGCUCAAAGAGCACGGUCCUCGUCUUAUCAAGACAACCAGCGGCCAGACCUACGUCGACACAAAGAUGAGCAGACUUCUAGGAGUCCCUCCCGUUAUGGUGGCUGGUAUGACCCCCUGCACAGUUCCUUGGGACUUUGUUGCCGCAACUAUGAAUGCCGGUUACCAGGUUGAGCUUGCUGGUGGUGGAUACUACAACGCCGCGACCAUGACCGAAGCCCUGACCAAGAUCGAGAAUGCUAUCCCCGCAGGCCGUGGAAUCACAGUCAACCUCAUCUACGUCAACCCCCGCGCUAUGCAGUGGCAGAUCCCUCUCCUUGGUCAACUCCGCGCACAGGGAGUUCCUAUCGAGGGUCUCACCAUCGGUGCCGGUGUGCCAUCCAUCGAGGUCGCACAGGAGUACAUCGAGACUCUUGGUCUGAAGCACAUCUCGUUCAAGCCAGGAUCCAUCGAUGGUAUCCAGUCCGUCAUAAACAUCGCCAAGGCCAACCCCACUUUCCCUGUCAUGAUGCAGUGGACUGGCGGACGCGGUGGCGGUCAUCACUCCUUCGAGGAUUUCCAUCAGCCAAUCCUGCAAAUGUACGGCAGAAUCCGCAGAUGCGAGAACCUCAUUCUCGUUGCUGGCAGCGGCUUCGGUGGUGCUGAGGAUACCUACCCUUACAUCACCGGUACCUGGUCUUCCAACUUUGGUUACCCACCCAUGCCCUUCGACGGAUGCCUUUUCGGCAGCCGUGUGAUGACCUCCAAGGAGGCUCACACCAGUCUUAACGCCAAGAAGGCCAUCACUGAGGCAGAGGGCGUAGAGGACAGCCACUGGGAGAAGACCUACAAGGGUCCCGCUGGAGGUGUCAUCACCGUCCGCUCGGAGAUGGGCGAGCCGAUCCACAAGCUCGCUACCCGCGGUGUCAAGUUCUGGGCCGAGAUGGACCAGAAGAUCUUCAGCCUGCCCAAGGAGAAGCGCGUGCCAGAGCUGAAGAAGAACCGUGCCUACAUCAUCAAGAAGCUCAACGACGACUUCCAGAAGGUCUGGUUCGGUCGCAACAAGGCUGGCGAGACUGUCGAUCUCGAGGAUAUGACUUAUGGUGAGGUUGUUCGUCGUUUGGUCGAUCUGCUUUACGUUAAGCACGAGGCGCGCUGGAUUGAUAAAUCUUACACUAAGCUUACGGGAGAUUUCAUCUACCGUGUUGAGGAGCGCUUUACCAAGGGCAAGGGUAACCCCUCGCUGCUCCAGAGCUACGCUGAGCUCAACGAGCCUUACGCGACUGUGGAGAGGAUUCUCGAGUCUUACCCUGAGGCUGAGACUCAGCUUAUCAACGCACAGGAUGUUCAGUUCUUCCUCCUCCUUUGCCAACGCCGUGGCCAGAAGCCAACUACCUUCGUCCCUGUUCUCGACGAAAACUUCGAGUUCUUCUUCAAGAAGGAUUCGCUGUGGCAGUCUGAGGAUCUUGAGGCCGUCAUUGGCCAGGAUGUUGGCAGGACUUGUAUCUUGCAGGGCCCAACUGCCGUGAAGUACUCCAAGAUUGUCGAUGAGCCCAUCAAGGAUAUUCUUGAUGGCGUCCACAACGCUCACAUCGAGGGCUUGACUAAGGACAUCUACAACGGUGAUGAGUCUGCCAUUCCGGUCACCGAGUACUUUGGCGGCAAGCUCGUCGAGUCUGAUGCCGAGGCUGAGUUCGAGGGUUUGAUUGUCAACCAGGAUGCUGAGAAGACCACUUACCGCCUGUCUUCGUCCCCAUCGGCUACCCUGCCGUCAUUGGAUGCUUGGCUCACCCUCCUCGCUGGCUCCAAGCGUUCGUGGAGACAUGCUCUUUUCACCUCUGAGAUCUUUGUCCAGGGGCAAAAGUUCCAGACCAACCCUAUGAAGCGUAUUCUCACGCCAGUCCGUGGAUUGUUCGUCGAGGUCCAAUACCCGAACGACCCAUCCAAGACCGUCAUCACCGUCAAGGAGCAGCCAAGACCCAACCACUACGUCCAGGUCAUCGAGGUCAAGCUCGAGGGAAGCAACAAGAUUGCCGUCAACAUCACCAAGGACACCACCGCUCUCGGAGAGCCAGUUGACCUUGAGUUGAAGUUCAGGUACCACCCUGAGGCCGGCUAUGCUCCAAUCCACGAGGUUAUGGAGGACCGCAACGACCGCAUCAAGGAGUUCUACUGGAAGGCGUGGUUCGGUACCGAGAAGCUCGACUUGGACGCAUCUGUUACCGGCGAGUUCGAUGGUGGAAGCGCCACUGUUACCGGUGAGGCUAUCAAUGACUUCGUCCACGCCGUUGGCAACAAGGGUGAGGCUUUCGUGUCGAGACCCGGCAAGGAGGUGUAUGCCCCCAUGGACUUCGCCAUCGUCGUCGGCUGGAAGGCUAUUACCAAGCCCAUCUUCCCACGCACGAUCGAUGGUGACCUGCUCAAGCUCGUCCAUCUCUCCAACGGUUUCCGCAUGCUUCCUGGUGCGGACCCAUUGAAGGAGGGUGAUGAGGUUGCCACCACUGCACAGAUCAAUGCUGUUAUCAACCAGGAUUCCGGCAAGAUGGUUGAGGUUAUGGGCACGAUUACCCGUGAGGGCAAGCCUGUUAUGGAGGUUACUUCGCAGUUCCUGUACCGCGGUGCCUACACCGAUUUCGAGAACACCUUCCAGCGCAAGACUGAGGUGCCUAUGCAGUUGCACUUGGAGUCUAGCAAGGAUGUUGCCGUGCUGCGCUCCAAGGAGUGGUUCAACGUUGAGGAGACCGAUAUUGAUCUCCUCGGCCAGACUCUGAUUUUCCGUCUCCAGAGUUACUACCGCUUCAAGAACAAGACUGUCUUCAGCAGCGUCGAGACCAGGGGACAAGUUCUCCUCGAGCUCCCAACUAAGGAGAUCAUCCAGAUCGCCACUGUUGACUACGAGGCUGGUGUCUCCCACGGUAACCCAGUCAUCGACUACCUCCAGCGCCACGGCUCCUCCAUCGAGCAGCCCAUCAACUUCGAGAAUGCCAUCCCGCUCAACGGUAAGGCGCCUCUGCAGCUCAGGGCCCCUGCAUCGAACGAGACCUACGCUCGUGUCUCCGGUGACUUCAACCCCAUCCACGUUUCUCGCGUGUUUGCCAGCUACGCCAACCUGCCCGGUACCAUCACCCACGGCAUGUACUCCAGUGCUGCCGUGCGCAGUCUCGUUGAGACCUGGGCCGCUGAGAACCACAUCGGUCGCGUGCGGAGCUUCCACGCUUCGCUGGUCGGCAUGGUUCUGCCUAACGAUGAUAUUGAGGUCAGACUGCAGCAUGUUGGCAUGGUUGCUGGUCGCAAGAUUAUCAAGGUUGAGGCGAGCAACAAGGCUACUGAGGAGAAGGUUCUCCUUGGUGAGGCGGAGGUGGAGCAGCCUGUCUCGUCGUAUGUCUUUACUGGACAGGGAUCGCAGGAGCAGGGUAUGGGUAUGGAGCUUUAUGCUAGCAGCCCUGUUGCGAAGGAGGUUUGGGAUCGGGCUGAUAAGCAUUUCAUGGAUACUUAUGGCUUCGCUAUCACCAACAUCGUCAAGAACAACCCCAAGGAGCUAACCAUCCACUUCGGUGGCCCCCGCGGAAAAGCCAUCCGCCAAAACUACAUGGCCAUGACCUUCGAGACCGUCGCCUCAGACGGCACCACCAAGUCGGAGAAGAUCUUCAAAGAAGUCGACGAGAACACCACCUCGUACACCUACCGCUCCCCCACCGGCCUCCUCUCCGCCACCCAAUUCACCCAGCCCGCCCUGACCCUGAUGGAAAAAGCCAGCUUCGAAGACAUGCUCUCCAAGGGCCUCGUCCAGCGCGACAGCAGCUUCGCGGGUCACUCCCUCGGCGAGUACUCCGCCCUCGCUGCCCUCGCAGACGUCAUGCCCAUCGAGUCUUUGGUUUCUGUCGUCUUCUACAGAGGUCUCACCAUGCAAGUCGCCGUCGAGCGCGACGCCACGGGCCGCUCGAAUUAUUCCAUGUGCGCCGUGAACCCCUCGCGCAUCAGCAAGACCUUCAACGAGCAGGCGCUGCAAUACGUCGUUGAGAAUAUCGCCGAGGAGACAAAGUGGUUGUUGGAGAUUGUGAACUACAAUAUCGCCAAUAUGCAGUACGUCUGCGCUGGCGACCUGCGCGCGCUCGAUACUCUCACGGGUGUGACGAAUUACCUCAAGGCGCAGAAGAUCGAUAUCCAAGCCCUGAUGGAAACUCUCAGCAUCGAGGACGUGAAAGCGCACCUGGUUGAAAUCAUCCGCGAAUGCGCGCGCCAGACCGAGACAAAGCCCAAGCCGCUCGACCUCCAACGUGGAUUCGCAACCAUCCCGCUCAAGGGCAUCGACGUACCCUUCCACUCCACCUUCCUCCGCUCAGGUGUCAAGCCGUUCCGUUCCUUCCUGCUGAAGAAAAUCAAUAAGACGACGAUUGAUCCGAGUAAGCUGAUUGGGAAGUAUAUCCCCAAUGUCACGGCGAGGCCGUUUGAGAUCACGAAGGAGUACUUUGAGGAUGUGUAUCGUCUGACCAAUAGUCCGAAGAUUAAGGAUGUGCUUGCGAAUUGGGAGAGUUAUCAGGAUGGGUCAAGCGGGAGGGAGGGGAGUGAGAGUAGCUUUGAGCAUGUGCAGGUUGAGCAGGCGGAGGGGACGGAGACGGAUGCUUCGUAGGUGUGUGGGUGGGGGGAUUAGAUAGAUGAGUUUUUGGGAGAGAGGAGGAGGGGGAACUUUUUUUAUAUAUCUGUAGAGAAGCGCGCUGUUGUCUUUUUUAAUGUAGAAAGGGAUGAAUUAAAAUAAAUGGUUUAAGAAUAAUUUCCGG